UUGAUCAUAUAGCCUAGUUCUUUCUUUACCAUUAGUCUACGCAUCAUGGGUGUAACGAGCAUUUCACAGGAGUUCUUGUGCCCGAUUGCCCCAUCGCGCAUGUUCCAGGCUUUGAUCAUAGACUCUAAGAACUUGAUCCCAAAGCUAUUGCCCCAGUUCAUAGCAAGCGUUGAGCUAACUCAAGGAGAUGGCGGAGCAGGAAGCAUUGAACAAGUCAACUUCACAGAAGGUAACCAUUACAAGUACGUCAAGCACAGAAUCGAUGAACUCGACCGGGAUAAUUUCGUGUGCAAGUACACUAUGAUUGACGGAGAUGCCUUAGGUGACAAGCUUGAGUCUAUCGGCUAUGAGGUCAAGUUUGAGGCCGCUAGCGAUGGGAGCUCUAUCUGCAAAAUGACAAGUAAUUACAACACCAUUGGAGAGUCUGAUGUUAAGGAAGAAGAGAUUAUAGCAGGAAAGAAUAGUGCUAUGGGGAUUUACAAAGUUAUUGAAGCCUACCUCGUAGAGAACCCAAAUGUUUAUUCUUGAAUUGGGUCUUCACCACCGAUCAUUUGAUUGAUCGAGCUCUAUAUUUCACAUAGUUACACAGAUACACACAUAUGUCACUUAGUCACAGAUUUACAGCAACUAUAUUUGUUUAAGAUUAUAUCUUGUGAACCCUCAAAAAGGAUUAAUACAUCAUAAUAAGAAUUCAUUAAGACAAGAAUAAAGUGAGUAGAAAUUGCUUCUUUAUUAUUGUAAUACAACAAUCUUCUUCCAAAUUCAAGCUGGCAUGGGAAGACUAUCACUGAUGUGCAAGGUGCA
This is a messenger RNA of Argentina anserina (silverweed cinquefoil), 804 nucleotides long. RefSeq names its product major strawberry allergen Fra a 1.07-like. The record is from RefSeq and is a predicted model, not a curated record. Gene Ontology annotation, biological process: abscisic acid-activated signaling pathway; defense response. Gene Ontology annotation, cellular component: cytoplasm; nucleus. NCBI's taxonomy places the organism in Eukaryota, Viridiplantae, Streptophyta, Magnoliopsida, Rosales, Rosaceae. Gene Ontology annotation, molecular function: abscisic acid binding; protein phosphatase inhibitor activity; signaling receptor activity. Bases 46 to 528 code for a protein of 160 amino acids. The transcript has 2 exons.